Mixia osmundae IAM 14324 is the source of this 2090-nucleotide messenger RNA. RefSeq lists its product as uncharacterized. Gene Ontology annotation, cellular component: Golgi apparatus. The coding region runs from base 75 to 2024 and encodes 649 amino acids. The record is from RefSeq and is a predicted model, not a curated record. Lineage: Eukaryota; Fungi; Basidiomycota; Mixiomycetes; Mixiales; Mixiaceae. The transcript has 5 exons. Gene Ontology annotation, molecular function: antiporter activity.
ACGUCUCGUCUGACCUGGGCCACGCUGCGGAAUGGCUCUAUCUUUGAAUAUUGCUCAGCAACUGCUGCCCGCGAAUGGAUUCGCACUACACAAAGCUCGAGACAGAUAGUCCUGCAAGCGAUGCAGGCAUCAAUCCGCCUCUCGUGCCGCCCAAGCGACAGCACUGGGCGAUUCUAUCAACGGGCUUCGUCUGGUACGCUGCAACACUUGUGUCGGUCUUGGGAACCAAAACAUUCCUGGCGCAUGGAGGCGAUCCGAUCUCGCUAAGCCUGCUGACGUUUCUCGUUGGAGCAGCACCACUGCUAUGGCUCGAAUCGCCCGCGUCGCUGUCCAUGCAGAGCGCCUUUGGGGGCGAGCUGGGCGCGCUCUCGGCUUUGCAUUGUUGCAACACCGUCAUGACCAUGCUCGGUUUGAGCGGAGCAGGGAUAAGGACCGUUUACUGCAUCAAGAGUCUUGAGCCUUGUGGGACGGCGCUGCUUCAGUUCCUGUUUUUCGGCAAGACGCUGCCGUUGCUUUCGACCGCAUCGCUCCUGUCGAUACCAGCUCUAACAUAUGUUGCGAUUCAGGGCGACGGACAAGUCACCCCGUUUGCCCUUGCAGCAAGCUUGUUUUCAGUCAUGACAGUCUGCGGUCGCACUUUGCUCUUCAAAUCAUCCCAAGGCGAGCGCGCUGAUGCUGCUUUGUCGACUUUCUCUGCCAUCAAUCUCAUAAGUCUUGGCUACGGCUCGCUCUUUGUCCUUGUCAGGCCUCCGGACUUGACGCAAUAUGUGGACGAGAAAGUUUACGUUCCGGCGGUGAUGUCGAUCGUAGCAGCCUUGCUGUACAACGGCGCAUCUUUUCGGAUGCUCGAGCUCGUGCAAGGUGUCACGCAUUCCACCAACAAUGUUCUGAAGAGGCUCAUGACAGCCCUGGCGAGCUCGGUUUACAGGGGCAAGACGAUCGCCUGGACGAGCGUGCUUGCAGUCAUAGGCUCAUUUGUGGCAGCUGUCAUCGCUUUGCACACAAGCAAGAUGCCAAAGAGCGAGAAAGCACAACCGCUUGAUCUGGACCGACGGUCGAUCCGAGUCUUCACCAUGGCUACCGUGGGCUUGAGUAUGGUCUUUGUUGCAGUCUCGGGCGUCCUGCAGGGCUCUGCUUUGUCCAGUAGCUACGCGCACGUCGAUCUGGCCAUUGCGCGACAAGACUGUCCCCCAUUGGAGGCUGAGCCAAGCUUGCUCUGGUUCCAUCCGCCAGGGAGAGAACACAACUUUGGCGAUGCUAUGAAUCCUGACGUGGUCUCGAGAGUAUUGGGCAGACCAGUCAUGGCUUGGAACGCUUCGAACCCGCAGGGCUUUGCUCGACCCCGACUACUUGCGAUAGGCUCCAUACUGCACGCUGCGCAGAGCUGCGACGUCAUCUGGGGCUCUGGCGUGCGGUCACUGGAUGAUGUGCCUUGGAAGCCAUCCCUCGAUAUUCGCAGUGUUCGCGGGCCAAAUUCUGCUCGCGUACUGAAGGAGAAAGUCGCGACCCGAAUCGUGCCACCUGUCUAUGGCGAUCCCGCUCUGCUUCUGCCGGUCUUGUUUCCAGAGCUCCACUCGGGUGUCCAGUACGCAUCGUACCGAGACAACGUGCUCGUUUUGCUGCACUAUCGCGACAAGGGCAAGAUCCUGCCGAAGCCGGGCGUCGAUGUGAUCGGAGCAGAAGCCAAUGACUGGAAAGACGUAGUCAGACGGAUCACCAACGCAUCCUUUGUCAUCUCAACCUCUCUACACGGUCUGAUCGUGGCAGACGCCUUCGGAAUUCCGUCUCGAGGUUUGCAGCUAAAUCUGGGCGAGCCCGUCUUCAAGUACACGGACUUUUAUGCAGGCACGGGUCGUCGAGAUUACAGAUUCGCUCUGUCGGUCGACGAAGCGUUAUGGCUUGGUCCUGAAGAUGCGCCGAAGGUCGAGAGAGACGCAUUACUCGCUGCCUUUCCGUACGAGCUCUUCAACACGACGCAGAGCGAGUCGGAACAGAGGAGACAUGAGCUCAUGCAGGCAGUUUGAGCUAUUUGUGCUCGUGCAGUGCAAUGUUGUAAGACGGACAAUUUGCAAUGAGGAUUUCUAUCGGAA